AUGACAGCUUGUUUCUUCCAUGUCAUCUUUCCAGAUUCCAUCACGUGCGCACAGUUUUUGGCACCUCUGAACAUGGAAGGUGUCACAGGGCGUGUGCUGUUUGACUCCUCCUCCAGGACAGCCCAUGUCAACGUGUCUGGCGCAGGAUCAUGUGGUGUAGUUAACGUUUCCCUCAGUGAGUUUCCUGUGAUGUACGGCCACUUUGCGCAGCCCUGUUCCGAAGCAAACAUCGGCCCCAGCAUCUUCACAUUCACCGUGGAUGCGACCUCAGAAUCCACCAUCAACAUGUCUAGUCUCUUUGAACGCCGACCAAACCUGGAUGACCUCUCGCUGUCUUUGCAGACAUGUAAUGGGACAAAAGUGUGCACAACUGUAAGUCAAGGCCAAACACUCUUGACUCAGCAGGCCAGGUUCACAGAUUCAAUCGUGGGUAACGUUUAUUUACGCCUCAAUCAAAACAGUACCAACGCCUGGCUGCUUGCAGACCUAGUGACGGUCGGUCAGGUGAACAUCUCACAAACCAAUGUCACUCUCUUUGGAUCAACAAGCACUGAUUCAAGCUGUGCUAAUCUACUUGAAAACUUAGAUCCAUCAGCUUUGGUGACUCUGGGUGUUGUGAAGGUGGGACACCCUUUGCAGCUCCAGAAAUCCCGCCUGGAUCUUGACAGUCUCAGUACCACUUAUAGUUUUCUUCUCCUCAACACUGGGUCUGAAUACAGAUGUGCCCAGAUGUAUAAUAUAUCAGAGAAACAAGUGAGAGCUUUUGUGAACAUGAGAGGAAUCAAAGGGUUCUUCCACUUUCACCAAGCUUCCCCAUUUGACGUGACUAAAAUGACUGUGAACCUGGAAAACCUAGGGAAGAUAGUCGGGCCUUUCCAUGUCCAUCUAUUCCCUCUCCCUUCAGUUGGGUCGAGCAUGUGUUCAAAUGAUGACGUGGGCGGCCACUGGAACCCAUUUAAAAUCGACAAAAAUGACAUAAUGUACCCAAAACAACCCGGGUCAACACAUGACAAAUAUGAAAUGGGCGACCUCAGUGCCAAGCACAUGUCUCUAGAAGGGAAGGAUGCUGUGAAUGUGAUGUUCACAGAUUUCAACCUCCCUCUGUUUGGACCGAACAGCAUCGUGGGCCGAUCAGUUGUUAUUCACAAAGUAGACGGUUCCAGGCAUGUUUGUGCAAGCAUCGGUUAUCCCGGGGAGGUGAUGACAGGCAAAGCCAUAUUUCAGGGUCUUGUUGUGGGUGAGGUCUGGUUUACUCAGCUGGUGAACCGUCCUCUGUCAGAUGUUUCCGUCUUCAUGGACCUGUCUUAUGGAAAUUCCACCAUGGCUAAAACCAUGAAUCACAACUGGCAUGUUCACGUUUACCCCAUUAGUUCAGAGAGGGAUGAUGAUGAAGGGCGCUGCGGCACAACAGGAGGUCACUGGAACCCCUUUAACGUCAACACGGGCGACAUUAGCUAUUCCCUCCACUGUAGCACAUCUGGUCCCAUGUGUUGUGAGGUGGGAGACCUCUCCAGCAAACUCAGUACCAUUAAUCUUGACAGCAGAGUGGGAAAGGUGGACGCCAAACACUUUUUCACUGAUGUCACUUCCUGGUUGCCGGUGUCAGGCAUAGUCGGUCGUUCAGUAGUCAUCCACGCUGCGGAAAAGGGAGGGCCACGGAUCGCUUGUGCUAACGUUACCACGGUGCGGGCUUCAAAAGCUCGCCUAAGUAGUUGGUUUGGUCCUGGGGUGUACGGAGGUCAGGUGAAUUUCUCCCAAGACGUCCCAAAAGGCCCCACAACUAUACGAGUGUCCCUGAACAACCUGCGGUCCUCAGCCGGAGGCUACCACGUUCACAUUCUGCCCAUUAAGCCUGACAGUGCCACGCCCUGUUCAAAUGCGGACAUCCAAGGCCACUUCAACCCACUGGCCUGGAACACAUCACGCUCUCCCACCCCUAAAGCUGGGACUGUGGACCAGUAUGAAUUGGGGGACAUCAGUGGGAAGUUUGGCAUGCUUAAUGGACAAAACGACUCCGAGGCACUGUUUGAAGACCCUGACAUGCCUCUUACUGGACCCCACAGCGUCGUGGGAAGGUCUCUGGUAGUUCACCACCGCAGUGGAGCAAGAAUGAGGUGUGCCGAUAUCUUAGCAGAGAGAAGUGCAGACGGACAAUGGACCGUUGCCAAAGCUCUCUUCCAGGGAAGGGUGGCUGGGACGGUGAGCUUGACACCUCAGGUGUCCUUAUUCAUCACAAACAACCGCGUGGAUGUCAACGACAGUGUCUGCAGUGGCGUGGGAAGCACGUUCAAUCCCUUCAACAUGAACUCCUCGAGCUCCAGCUGCUCACUGGAAAAACCUUUGAGCUGCGUGGUGGGGGAAAUAUCUGCAAGGCAAGGCAACGUCACUUUGAAUGAGAGGCAGCUCUAUACGGACAGCAUCAUCCAGCUGUCUGGGGACCACACAGUUGUCCAUAGGUCUCUGGUGUUGAAAAAUGGCAACAACAUCAUUGCAUGUGCUACAAUCCUCCCAGAAUCCUCAUCAGCAGAGCAGGUCUUUCCAAAUGUGACUGAUUUCAGCCGAUAUGACUUUCGUAAGAGGGUUGCAAAUGUGCUGCAGAUGGAAAUAGCAAGAGUUACCAUCUUGCCUGGUGGUCCCAAAUCUGUAUCAGGUGGACGGUGCCAGGAAGUCAACUUCAUGGUGUCAGGUAAGGCAGAAAAAGACCAAUUCAAUAUUUGGAAAAUGUAUUGCAUGCAACAUACAACAAAACACCAAACAUCAGAGAAGGUUAGUUGA
Molecule: messenger RNA, 2775 nt
Organism: Menidia menidia (Atlantic silverside)
Lineage: Eukaryota; Metazoa; Chordata; Actinopteri; Atheriniformes; Atherinopsidae
Source: the annotation of a GenBank genome assembly